AUGCGUAUCUUCUCUGCUUUGAGCAGCCUCCUUCUGGCCGGAGCUGCUCUCGCCCAGAGCUCCGACUGCUCGCCCAAGUCUGGUGAUGUCCAGACCCUUCAGUUCGCCUGGGCUCUCCAGCAUCUGUCCGAACGGUUCUGGUCGUCUCAAUCCCUCAACCAGACCUUCCUGAACAAUGCCACCAACGCCUCCCAGGCAAACUACGAACCCAACUUCAAGGGCAUCACCCGUGAGAACCGUCUGGGCAUCCGGGCCGUGCAGCAGGUUGGCAACGACCUCUCCAACUUCACCACUCCUCGUUGCAACAUCACCAUCCCGCAAUCUCAGGACGCCAACAGCUUCCUCAAGAACGCCCUGCAGGUCGAGCAGACCGUUGCCGGUGGCCUCAUCGGCCUGGCCGCCUACACCCAGUCUCCUGAGGUCGCCUUCCUCCUAGCUCGUCUGGCUGCCCAGCACAGCGCCCAAGCCGCCUACCUCGGUACUGAGACGAACUCCACCUUCUUCCCCUCGAACAGCACCUCUUUGAUCCCCGCCUAUACUCCAGACCAGAUCCUCAAGACCGGUAAUCAGACCGGCCAGCUGGGUACCUAUUUCAACAAGUGCGUGACUGCGCCCUCCGGCCCUUGUGGCCAGAAGGUUAACGUCGGUCCUCUGGUCGCAACCCUGAACUCCACUAGCACUGGCGGUGGUACUUCUAGCUCUGCAUCCCCCUCUAGCACCGCCACUGAGACUUCGUCGGCCUCAUCCUCGACUAGCACGUCGACGGCCAGGAACAGGAAGUACUUCUAA
Messenger RNA from Aspergillus oryzae RIB40, 789 nucleotides. RefSeq lists its product as uncharacterized. Lineage: Eukaryota; Fungi; Ascomycota; Eurotiomycetes; Eurotiales; Aspergillaceae. The coding region runs from base 1 to 789 and encodes 262 amino acids. The record is from RefSeq and is a predicted model, not a curated record. The transcript has a single exon.